AUGAUGUGGACCUUUCAUGACUGUAUUGGAAUUGUUUUCUUUUCCAGUUUCUGCAUCCAUCUCGGUUCCUCUUUCAGUGGAAAGUUCACUGAACUGCCGUCGAAUCUAACGGCCAAGGAAGGUCAGAACAUCGAGAUGGCGUGUGCUUUUCAAAGUGGGACGUCCUCGGUGUAUUUGGAGAUUCAGUGGUGGUUCAUCCGCGCUCCCGAGGAACGCAAUACGAGCGGAGAAGACACGGACGCGCAGAUGGCAUUGAUUCCAAAUGAUCCUGAUGAUGAAGGGACUAAAAUAAGUACCGUGAGAGUACAAGGGACUGAUAUAUCCCACAAAUUACAAAUUUCCAAAGUCGAGAAAAGCGACGAGGGCUUGUAUGAGUGUCGAGUCACGGACGCCAAUUAUGGAGAGCUGCGAGAAUACAAGGUGCAGGCCUACCUCCAGGUGAACAGCACCACUCGACUGUGGAACAAAGCCAUCAAGAAGACGUCCCCAUUGCACCUGACGGAUAAAAAACCACGGAAAACAAACGCACCUUCUGCACGAGACGGCAGCCUGAGCUCGGACCAACGCAUCCACUCUACCUCCAGCUCUCAGACAAAGUCAGCCAAAACAGUGAAACACAGUCACGGUUCAGGUACAAGGACAACUACAAGCUACGGACUUGCUGUCUUGCUUCUUGUGUGCAGCUUUGUGAGGGUAACGUCGUUGUAGCUUCAAGCACUGACUCUUUCUACUUUCCCUUUCUCUUGUUUACGCAAAGAGAAAGUUGCCUGCUACUCGGUGGAACAGAGCACAGUUUGGCCCGCACAUCCAAGCACCUCUCUGCACCCACUGCAUUUUAAUCACCUUCAUGAGAGUCACUCUUUUUAAUAUCUGUCAAGACUUCUGUUUGAACUGCACCAACAGCUUGAAUAAACAGGCUUCA
Scleropages formosus (Asian bonytongue) is the source of this 922-nucleotide messenger RNA. It is a transcript of the gene vstm2a, whose product is annotated as V-set and transmembrane domain containing 2A. NCBI's taxonomy places the organism in Eukaryota, Metazoa, Chordata, Actinopteri, Osteoglossiformes, Osteoglossidae. The record is from RefSeq and is a predicted model, not a curated record. The transcript is spliced from 5 exons. The coding region runs from base 1 to 708 and encodes 235 amino acids. Gene Ontology annotation, cellular component: membrane.